AUGAAGUUUGUAGCCCUAGUAUCUGGAGGAAAGGAUUCAUGCUUUAAUAUUCUUCACUGUUUAGCAAACGGGCAUGAUCUUGUUUGUUUAGCCAAUUUAUAUCCACCUCCAACCGGAGAAGAAGAGAUUGAUUCAUUCAUGUAUCAAACUGUGGGUUACGAUGCCUUACGGUACUACGCGAAAUGUAUAGGUAAGCCAUUAUAUUCGCAAAUGAUAACUGGUACUGCUGCCAACAAAAAAUUGGAGUACGCUAAAACAGAUAAUGAUGAGACUGAAGAUUUAUUCAAGUUACUAAGCUUAGUGAUAAAGAAGCAUCCUGAUGUUGAGGCUGUAAGUGUAGGUGCAAUUCUCUCAAAUUACCAACGAACCAGGGUUGAAAAUGUUUGCAACAGGUUGGGUUUGACAAGUUUGUCGUAUCUCUGGCAACGAGAUCAGGCUGAGUUGAUGCAAGAAAUGUGCAAAUCGGGGCUGGAGGCAAUUCUUAUAAAGGUUGCAGCCAUUGGACUCAAGGAUAAACACCUUGGCUUGACUUUACAGCAAGCAUAUCCGAUUUUGUCUGACUUAAACUCCAAGUUUGGUGUUAACGUGUGUGGAGAAGGAGGUGAAUUCGAAACCUUAGUUUUGGAUGCACCAUUUUUCAAGUAUGGACGAUUAGUGAUUAAGGAAAAAGAGGUUGUGAGACACACGAGUGAUGAAGUUUGGUAUUUGAAGCUUAAAGUUGAUGUUGAGGAGAAGGUGCCGCCUUUACCUGAUCCAAAAACCUGGUUGCAAUACAUUGAACAGCCACCUCUUUUUGCCGAUCCAUUUUUAGAGUUCGAUAAAGGAUCCGAAGAAGUCCAAUGCGCCGAAUCAGUUACCACAAUUCCAAAAACUUACAAGUCAAAAGCUUGCAUGUGGACAGCGAAUUGCAAGCUGGUGGCAUCAAAGAUUUACAUCGAUAACUUGAGCUCGACCGCUGAAACUGUGAGCCAGCAAAUUAGAGACAUCUUUGAGCAGUUCUCUGAAUUUUUGGCUUCAUCUCAUUGCACAUUUGCAAAUGUACAGUCUGUGGAUUUGUUCGUUAGCAAUAUGGACAACUUUAGUGAAAUAAACGGCAUUUAUAAAAGUUACUUCACAAAGCCUUUGCCUCCAGCACGCUGUUGUGUUCAGUCGAGUCUUCCAGAAGGAAUUUGUGCUUUGAUGUCUGCAAAAGUGAUUCCAGAUAUAGCCCAAAAACUCGGACUCCAUGUCCAGAGUCGGUCCUAUUGGGCACCUUCUAACAUUGGUCCAUACUCUCAAACUAUUAUGGAUUACAGUGAGGGAACAGCAUACUUAAGUGGUCAAAUUCCUCUAAUUCCAAAAGGUAUGGCAUUAUGCUCAUACCCACAAGAUAAAUCAACUGCAUUGGCUCUUCAGCAUCUCAGCCGUGUUGAGGAAGUGACUGGCUAUAAUGAAACAUUACUCCUAACAGCAUACAUUAAAGAUGCAUCUUGGCUUUCUACGGUGGUGGAAAUUCAGAAGAAAUAUAUGGGAGAAAGCAAGUAUGCUGGUAAUUUUGUCAUAAGUCAGAUUGAAGAAUUGCCUAAGAGUGCUUCUGUUGAAUGGAGUGGGAUAGGCUAUAAGAAUAAUAGCAUGUAUGAUGAUGAUGAUACGAUCAAAGUUAAAAAUAUUAGAGAUAGAAUCCACGUGCUUUUCACGGAUAGCUUAGAUCAAGCAAGCCUUUCUGCCGAGUCGCACUACACCAUUUUUUGUAAAGCUGACAACCUUAAGCAGCUUGUGAGUCUUAGCUAUGAAUUUGUUCCCUGCAUCAAUGUUUACAAUAGUGAAAUGAAGAAGUUUAAGUACGCAAUUGUCCAAAACUGA
Molecule: messenger RNA, 1842 nt
Organism: Brettanomyces bruxellensis
Lineage: Eukaryota; Fungi; Ascomycota; Pichiomycetes; Pichiales; Pichiaceae
Exons: 1
Coding region: 1-1842 (613 amino acids)
Biological process (GO): protein histidyl modification to diphthamide
Molecular function (GO): diphthine-ammonia ligase activity
Source: RefSeq, a predicted model, not a curated record